This is a messenger RNA of Tinamus guttatus (white-throated tinamou), 1624 nucleotides long. RefSeq names its product tandem C2 domains, nuclear (gene TC2N). NCBI's taxonomy places the organism in Eukaryota, Metazoa, Chordata, Aves, Tinamiformes, Tinamidae. The record is from RefSeq and is a predicted model, not a curated record. Gene Ontology annotation, cellular component: nucleus.
ACAGCAGCGCUGGAUCUUUAUGGUUUCUUCUGAACUGCAACACAGAAACAAUGGCAAAAGAAUAUCUAAAGAACUGCUGCAAAUGGUGCUUCUACGUGGAAAAGGAAAAAAGUGAUUCAGUUUCCAUGGCGCAGGAAUCUGAAGCGGCAGCCGCAAAGAGGCCGGCUAUUGUGGAGAAACCUCCGUUGUCUUCUGUGCCCGUGAAGCGCCAAGUUGGCUGUUCAGAGGAUUAUCUGCUUUCUAAACUGCCUCAGGAUGGUCAGGAGGUACCGUUUGUGGUCCCUCCGUUCAAACUAGCUUAUGUGCAGCCGAAAAGCCUAGCUAGUGUCUUGCAUGCUGGGGGAAUUCAAGAAUCUGCCAGAGCUUCAUUUGGUGACCGGAAAGCAGAACUUUACAGCAUGUACCAGUGGCCCCAAUAUGAUGUGUACAACCCCUUCUUUCUGGAGCGCCACGUUUCACCAGAUCUUGUUAGGCGCUUCCAGGAUAAAGCAGAUAAUAGGAAAUUAUAUGGAUCAGCUAGUGAUUUAAGAACUGCCACUCUACCUGGAUCACGUGAUGUAAGUCGUUCAAUGUUUGAUCUCAGAAGCCCACCUCACAAGUUCAUGAAGAGGUAUGAUUCACUCUCUAGUGUACCUAGCAGCACCUCUUCCAGAAAGGAUUCACAAGGCAGUAACAGGAGUCUGGAUACUAUUACAUUAUCUGGUGACGAACGAGACUUUGGAAGACUGAAUGUGAAGUUGUGCUAUGUUCCUUCUGUCGAACAGAUCUGGAUCACAGUUUUACAUUGCAAAGACCUGAGCUGGCCUUCUAGUUGUGGGGAAAAUCCUCGUAUUUGUGUCAAGGGAAUUAUCACACUGCCAAAACCAGUGCAGUUCAAAUCCUCUGCCAAGGAAGGGUGUAAUGACAUUGAAUUCAUGGAAACAUUCGUGUUUGCCAUUAAACUGCAAAGCUUGCAGGCUGUCAGAUUGGUAUUUAAAAUCCAGACACAGACUCCCAGGAAGAGAACGAUUGGAGAGUGCUCCUUGGCACUGCGAGAGCUCAGCACAGAGGAACUGAGUCAUUGGCUGGAUAUAAGCCCUCCUUCCAAAGCACCAGUGUGCCACGCAGAUCUCCAAAUAGGAACUUGUUUUCAAGCAAUAAACAGGAGGAUUCAGUUACAGAUUCUUGAAGCUCAAAACCUUCCAAUUUCAUCUACGCCACUGUCUUUAAAUUUCUUUGUGAAAGUUGCAAUGUAUAGUACAGAAGGGCUGAUUUAUAAGAAGAAAACUCGCCUUCUGAAGUCUACUAACGGGCAAGUGAAAUGGGGGGAAACAAUGAUUUUUCCAGUGACCCAAGCUGAACAAGGAAUCAGUUUUCACAUCAAACUCUACAGCAGAAGCUCAGUAAGAAGAAAACACUUCCUGGGACAGAUCUGGUUAAGUUCUGAUAGCAGCAACAGUGAAGCAGUAGAGCAGUGGAGAGAUACUGUCAUGAACCCUGAAAAAGUUGUUGUUAAAUGGUACAGCAUCGGUCCAUCUUGAAGACUGGAGAUGAAACUAAGGACUGAUAAAGACUGUCGACAAAAAUAUCCUUAUACUGUUUAAAAUAGUACAAAUAAAAAGAAAAGUUGUUUACACAAGUUAUC